UAUAAUUCAAUUAAAAGUGACGAAUAAAUUAAUAUACUAAUAAAUUAUCAACAGACGACCGAAAGCUAAAUAUUACCAAUUUUUCUAAAUAAGUUUACUGCUACUUGCCAUUCUGCGAUGGACGAUCUGGACGAGAAUAACUACAUGUUCAACAUUCGGUUGGCCAAACUUAUAGGUUUAUAUCAAAUUUUAAAUCCCGAAACUAGAAAAUUUCGCGGUCAAAACGUCUACCACGUUGUCGUCGCAUUCAUUGCGCUCUACUUGUGUGUGAUUUCGACGACAUUGAACGUCAGCGGUGUGUACUAUUGGACGAACAACAUGCCCAUAAGCGUAGACUAUUUUUGGAAAGCGCAAACCGCGAUGUUCAGUAUCUACAAGAUAUGGACCGUGGUCCACUACUCCAACGACUUAUGGAGCUGUUUGUCGAUCACGUGGUACGGUUUUACGGCAUUCAACCCGCGGAACAGACACGUACUGGACCGUUGGCGAGUGCACACGGUGUGGUACACGGCCGUGUUGACGAGUAUGUACGGGUCAUCGACGGUCAUCUACGAGAUCAGCACGCUGAUAUUCCGCGAAGACAUAAUUCCGAUGAAAAAUUACGACGGACUGGUGGGCAAUUACCGACAGAACGUUAUGAAUUUAUAUUUGAUCGUAUCCGACGAAACGUACAACGCUAACUAUUUCGCGUUUUACAUCGUCGAAGCGUUGUUCGUCAUAUUGCUGACAAUGUUAUUCAUCGUGUACGAUAUUCUUUUGGUUACCGUGUGCUUUGCCAUUUGCGGUCAAAUACAAAUGAUUUGCUCUGCGUUCGAAUCUGUAGGACACAAAUCGAUUCGCAAACAUGAUUUAUCGAUUGAUUAUGCAGAUGAAAAAAGAAAGGUAUAUAACGAACACUAUUUAAUAUAUGAUGAAUUAAAAACAAUUAUAUUGGAUCAUCAGACAGUUAUGAAGAAAUAUGAAGAUUUUUUAAAUUUAUUUGGAAAAAUAAUGUUGUUACAAAUUUUUUUUUCGUCAUUUUCACUCAUCGUAGUAUGGUUUAUUUUCAUAAUGAGUUUUGACAAUAAUGAUAGAUUUGAGGCUUCGGAUAUUGUAUUAAAAAAAAUGAUGUGCUCAAUUCCAGCAUUAAUGUUUCAAAUAUUUAUGGUGUGUUAUUUAUUUGACAAAUUACACAAGCAAAAAGAUUCAGUUAUAUUCGCACUAUACAGCAGUAAUUGGACCGAUAUGAAUAUGGCGUGUAAAAAAUUGAUAUUAUUAACGAUGCAGAUGAAUAAUGCUAACUAUAAAAAGUUACGAUUUACUAGAACAAAAGUUGUAAACUUAGAAAUGUUUUUUAAAACAGUGAGUGAUUGCUACACAAUUUUAUCAGUUUUGGUAAAUUAUAUGAAAAGCAAAUAUAAUUGAUUUUAGAUCCUGAUCGGAUGAGCAUCAUGUAUAGAUUUUACAUUGAAGUAUGUUUUAAUUAUUAUUUUUUUUUUAGUAUCACUUGUAUACAUGAUAAGUAUAGUCAUUUCAAUGAUUAACAUAUAUACAUAACAAACAAUUUUCUUUUUAAAUGUAAUAUACAACCCUGCAUAAGUUAUACUUAUAUUAUAUAUGUAUACAAU
Molecule: messenger RNA, 1607 nt
Organism: Rhopalosiphum padi (bird cherry-oat aphid)
Lineage: Eukaryota; Metazoa; Arthropoda; Insecta; Hemiptera; Aphididae
Exons: 6
Coding region: 118-1404 (428 amino acids)
Biological process (GO): detection of chemical stimulus involved in sensory perception of smell; sensory perception of smell
Cellular component (GO): plasma membrane
Molecular function (GO): olfactory receptor activity; odorant binding
Source: RefSeq, a predicted model, not a curated record